Lindgomyces ingoldianus is the source of this 1149-nucleotide messenger RNA. RefSeq lists its product as uncharacterized. The coding region runs from base 1 to 1149 and encodes 382 amino acids. NCBI's taxonomy places the organism in Eukaryota, Fungi, Ascomycota, Dothideomycetes, Pleosporales, Lindgomycetaceae. The record is from RefSeq and is a predicted model, not a curated record. The transcript has 3 exons.
AUGACUCCAAUGGCGUCCAUUCGCUUUCGCAGACGCCCGCCGCCCGCAGUUGGCAUACGACAAAUUGACGGCUCUCCAGAUACCUCUAGUCCUCAGGGUGCCCCAGGUCCUCCAAAUAUUCCAGGCCCUCCAGAUCCUCCAGGUCCUCCAGAUCCCCCAAGUGUACCUGAACCUGCCGCGGAAGGGCCUGGCCCUCCAGAUCUACCCCAAUUACCUACUCCAGCUGCACCAUUAGCGCCAGAAGGUAUACCAGGACCUCUACCAAACCCAAUUAUACCAGAUCUACCUUCACUUGCUCCUCUAGGGCUGCCUCCACCUGCUCCUCCAGGGCCACCUAUAAUUUCUGCUUUGACUCCCCCAUCUGCUGCUCCGAGUCCUCAAUCUGCGUCUCCAAAUCCUCCAUCUGCGCCUCCAAGUCCUCCAUCUGCUGCUCCGAGUCCUCCAUCUGCACUUCCGCGCCCUCCUACGCUUCCAAACCUUCCAUCUACAUUUCCGAGCCCCCAAUCUGCGCCUCCAAAACCGCUACCACCUCCGAGUCCUCCACCUGCACUUCCAGGCCCACCUCCACCUCUGUCUCUAUCUUCACAGGCUCUAGCCUCAACUCCUAGCCCCUUGUCGGGUAUUACAACCACGACGGGGAGAGACCAAACAGCCCCAGCCUUCUCUUUCCAAAAUUCCGACUACACCACAUCGUUCGUCACCAUCACACUUUCGUCGAAACUUAAAGGGGAGGGAACUCCUGAAACUCUGACCACAUCGUCUGAAAGUACAAUUAUAGUAUUUUCAACUCCCACCGCCGAUACCAGUUAUGCUAUUCCGCCCGGGAUCACAAGCCAGAUCAUGGGGACAGGCGCGGCAAUAAGCCCGACGGCAAUGAUUACAACCACAAAUAAUGUCCCGGGCAAGCCGACUGCUAUAGCAAUGAACUCGGAAAAUAAUCGUGGCACACCAAUAGCAUCGACACUUCUCAUAUCUUUAGGUGUUAUUGCUGCGGUAUCAGUUAUUGUCGGAACUGCAGUGAUAUUUGUGAUGAAGAGAAAGAGGAAGCAAAGAAGACUGAAAGAACAGGCUUUUGAGAAGAAUGCGGCAGGAGGUGAGGUAGGCGGAUUUAGAUUCAUUAGAGAUACUGAACCCAUAUUACAUUUUUGA